Molecule: messenger RNA, 1185 nt
Organism: Lathyrus oleraceus (garden pea)
Lineage: Eukaryota; Viridiplantae; Streptophyta; Magnoliopsida; Fabales; Fabaceae
Exons: 3
Coding region: 211-852 (213 amino acids)
Source: RefSeq, a predicted model, not a curated record
AGGAAGAAUUAAAAAAGCGGAUAGAGACGAGUAACGAAAAGGGGUGGAAGGUUUUGGAAGGAUUAGGAGAAAUAAUUCCAGACAACUCUAGACACUACUACCCACACCCCCGCGCUUAUUUAUCAUUCUUCCCACUCUACUACCCACACCCCCGCGCUUAUUUAUCAUUCUUCCCACUCCAAACCCUAAUUUAAUUAUCACUCUAAUUCCAUGGCUUCACCCCACAAUUUCUUCAAGAGAAAAGCCACCGGCACCGUCGAUCAAAUCAGCCACGAUUUCUCCGAUUUCUCUCUUUCUUCUCCGGCCACCAAAAUCCGUCGCCUAGAUGCUGAAUUGACUCCAAUUGUCGAAGAAGAAGAAAACGAACCCUUAACUCUUCCUAACGACGAGAGAGCUAUUGUACUCUUCAAACCAUCUCUUCACUCUUCUCCCUCUUUCUCUCUCACUCUCAAUUCCGAUCUUAUCUCUCAAAUUAAGAAUAAUCAAGUUUCGUGGUCAAAACAAUGUGAUGAUUAUCAUGAUAACCUAAUUGAGCAAAACGACAAUAAUGAUCGUCGUUUAGCUAUUGUGCCUUGGGUACCACAAUCUUCCUCUGGUUCUUCUUCCCAUGCUUUUGAUGAUGAUGAUAACAACAAUACAAAUACUAUAGAGUUGAUGGAAGAUGAUGAAAUGGGACAAGAACGAGAAGAUGAAGAUGAAGGAGCUAUGAUGGAUGUAGAAGAAGAACAACAACAAGACAAUAAGUCUUCGAGUUUUAACUAUCCAACUAUGGUUGAGGGGUUUCAGCAACACUGUUUGUUCCCUCAGAUUAUUCCUCAAAACACUUCAUCUCCUAUCACUUGGACUCGUUGAAAAGCAUUACCUAGUUAGUUACUAUACCUAGCUCCUUGACACCUCUGUCGGCUUGUGUUCGGGGUGCGGGCUUGAUAGAUAGUUAACUAUCUUUAAUGUCUUGAUCUUUUUAGGAUGCUAGGUUACACUAGACAAUACAACAGAUUUUAGUUUUGCUGUAGAUAGAAAGUGUUUUUUUUUUUGUUGUUGUUUUGGGUUAGGAAAGAAGUGAUUAGGAGAAGUUGGUCAAAUGGGUAUGUUGGUGACUAAGAUGGAUGGAUGAUGGAGUUCCUUGGAUUUUUCCAUAAGACCCUUUCAAGUAACAAUGAAAAUCAAUGUUUUAUUUGUGUUUAA